UACGAUCAAGAAGUCGUCGAGUUUUUCAACACCAUUUCUUACCUUGGUGGUAAACGUACCACUUGUUUCAUUCGAGGUCCAAUGAACUUAGGUGAUGGCCGUAACAGCCAUGCAACUUUAAUAAAGAGAAUAAUGAACCUUGGAGGACCUUCUGAAACCGUUUGUGCCAAAUAUCAGGCGGGGUACAGACCAGACUCGGGGAUCAUCAAACCCUUGACCCUUGGACAUAUUGAGCUUCUAAAAAAUUCUCAAGCUAAGACUCUUAUUGAAACAUCAAAGCUCACUGUAUUUCCCUGUGCCCUAGUCAACGAUGGGACAGCUCUGAAACUGGCAAUCGAAUUUAAUUCUCGACUGAAAGAAAAUGUUGGAUUGAAAACAACAGUAGACAUAAUUUACUAUGUUAAAGCCAAUCCUUCACCCUCCCCGGAGUUUCUACGAGAGAACAUUGUUACAGAAGCAACUGUCUCGUCACUAACAUCAUUAGACAACUUCUGCUCUCUACCUGUUGCUAUAGACUACACUACUUAGAGAGCAAAAACGGGAGAAGCUGUGGCCGAGUUAUUUGAAAAUCACAUCAAAACUCUCCAAGCAUGUGAAGCAUGCCAAAAGACCUGA
Molecule: messenger RNA, 615 nt
Organism: Porites evermanni
Lineage: Eukaryota; Metazoa; Cnidaria; Anthozoa; Scleractinia; Poritidae
Source: the annotation of a GenBank genome assembly